This is a messenger RNA of Epinephelus lanceolatus (giant grouper), 928 nucleotides long. The record is from RefSeq and is a predicted model, not a curated record. Lineage: Eukaryota; Metazoa; Chordata; Actinopteri; Perciformes; Serranidae.
UGAAUUUCAGCGCGGCAGCAGUCGGGUUUCUCGUCGGGAGAUCAGGUUUAAAACGUACCCGCUGCCUCGCGCUCCUCUCUCCGUCCUCCUGUCCCUGCCUCGGCGCUCUCCUCCUGCCCAUCGCUGCCCUUUUCUUUCCUCCACACAUCCUUACUUUGAGUGGAAGUUUCCCCAGGCAGAGCUGGUCCACCGUCCGCGGUGCGCCCGGAGAGUCGGAGGCAUGAAGCGACGUUAGGAACGAGUGACCGAGGAAGGAAGAGCGAAAGAGGAUUGCAGGGCGAAGGGAAUAAAACAGUCUGAGUGAGAAGGAACCAGGAACGAGUUCAAGCUGAAUCCGGCAGGCCUGCUGACUAUGCCCCGGAGCCCCACCUCCAGUGAGGAUGAGAUGGCCCAGAGCUUUUCCGACUACUCCGACGACUGUGCCUCCGACAGCUCCCGUGAAGAGACCAUUUAUGAGACCAUAAGGGCCACGGCCGAGCCAUCGCAGAACCGCAUGGACGACAUUCACACAAACUCGCUGGUCAUCCGUGUUCUCAUUCCUGACCUGCAGCAGACGAAAUGCAUGCGGUUCAACCCGGAUGCAACUGUCUGGGUUGCCAAGCAGCGGAUCCUGUGUACGCUUAAUCAGAGCCUGAAAGAUGUGCUCAACUAUGGGCUUUUCCAGCCAGCCAGCAAUGGGAGGGAUGGCAAGUUCCUGGAUGAAGAGCGCAUCUUCCGCGAGUACCCCCAGCCAAUCAGCAAGGGGGUCCCGUCUUUGGAGUUCCGCUACAAGAGCAGAGUCUACAGGCAGCCCAAUGUGGAUGAGAAACAGAUUGCCAAGCUUCAUACAAAGUUCCGCUACAAGAGCAGAGUCUACAGGCAGCCCAAUGUGGAUGAGAAACAGAUUGCCAAGCUUCAUACAAAGGUAUCUGCCAAUACCGAGUACUGA